AGCGGUCACGCGCGCGUCGCACUCUGAAAUAUACGGCCAACCCAAUACAAAGUCAUAUUACGCCAAAAUCAGUUUACAGUAGAGUGGUGCAUACGAGAAUGUCGGUACAAAUUUAAGCCAACGCAACGAAACCGCGAAAGUACAAUUGAUUUCCUUUGAAGUGUCUGUGCAAAACAUUUGGAUGGUUCAAAUAUUAUAAACUAAAAAUUGGAUCGUACGAAAAUAACAAAACAAAAAGUUUUUGACCGCUUAGGAACAAAGGAAGAAAAAAAGGAAUUCUGCAAAGCUGUGUGAACCAAUCUUAAGAAAGAAUCCGUAAAAUAAAGACUCUCUCCUAUCAACCAGUUGAUGCUUGAAAAAAAUUAAAGUUUAAAAAAUAAAACAACACCCUAGAAACUAGAACUUCGUCCAGCAUCAAAAACAUUCUUGAAAUCUAAAAAUAUAUAGAAUAAUAUAGAGAGUCAAAAUAAUUAAAUUGCGAAUUUCGAAUUUCGAUCCCCCAUACCAAAGCCAAUAAAACCUUGAGUUGAAGGUCGUCAAUACCCUUGCAAGGAUCUCCACAGCCUUGCAUUCCCAAAACUAUUCGAGUGGACCGCGUGACUUCGUCUAUCCCAAGCUGGGUAGUCCAUUCCUUAACACAACGCCCGCGGGUGGCAGCACCAAUCCCUCGCCCAUACCCACUCUUACAUCGGCUCCAGCGACGGCCACAGUGGCGGCCAAGCAGUUGGCUCAGACCUUCCAGCUUUCCGCUAACUCCGCCUUCAACCUUGCCCUGCCGCCGAGCUUUUACCGCCUACCAGGCAGCAGCAGCAGCAACCACACCGAGCCACAGGCUGUCACGCACACGGACUGCUCGGGCCUGGAGUACGGACACGGACACGAGCCGGAGAUGGAUCUGAUCAAUCCGUACAUGCGGCACCACCAUGCCAUGGCCGCAGCGGAUUACCAGCAGCAGCUGGCGGACUAUCACAGUGCAGCGGCUGCGGCGGCGGUCUACGCCAACAACAACAACAACAACAGCAGCAAUAGCAACAACCACAACCACAAUAGCAGUCCCCUGAUGCUUCUGAAGGCGGCGGCCCAUGGCGGAGGCCUGAAGACCUCUUCCGCUGAAGAUUCCCCUUCGACAACGCCGCCGCCUGCCUCCUCGCGCCUUCAUUCGGAGUCGUCGCCCUCGCCACGCUACGAGCAUAAUUCCAGUCCAGGCGUGGACAGCGCCAAGUCCUUCGCACUCAGCGGCGGCGAGGAGCAGUGCCAGAACAGCGAGUCCGCCAGUCCCCCGCCGCCACUCGACUACAGCCCCGAGAACCUGACCAGUCGCGGCAAGUUCCAGCACCACCACUCGGUCAAUCCGCUGGCGCUGCACAACCACAACCAUACCCACAGUGGGCAUCUCAACAACAACCACAGUGGACACCUCAACCACAACAACAACAACAACAAUAACAGCAUGAGCAUGGAGCACAAGCUGCCCCUCAGCUUCCUGGGGCCUCCUCUGGCGGCCCUCCACUCGAUGACCACGGAGAUGAAGACUGCCCAGGGGGGGUCCGGAGUGGGUGCCAGCAGCGGUCCUUCCUCCGCGGGCAACGGCCUCUCUUAUGGCCACAGUCCAAACGCCCAUCUAAUCAGCGAUCGCGGAUCGGGGGGCAGUUCUUCGUCGUCCUCCACCACGGCCAACACCACGAACAGCCAGGGAGCCCCCAAUCCACAUGGCAUCGAUACGAUUCUGUCGAAACCACCGCCGGUCACAUCGGCGGGUCUAAGUGCUUUAACAGGAGCUGGCAUACCCCGCUUCUCCAUUGCGGCCGCUGCAGCGGGCAUGGCCCAGUAUCUAUCGCAGAGUCAGGGAGCGCCGCUGAAGACUCAUGCCGGACACAUUGUGGACCGAACUCACCUUUACUGGCCGGGACUGCAGGGACUGGUGGCCAAUCCGAUAGCGUGGCGAGAGCGUCUAUCCAAUACGAUGUCCGCCAAUCUAUCGCAAUCGCAUCAGCAUCAUCCAUCGAACGACAAAGAUGGCAAGAAGAAACACACCCGCCCAACAUUCAGUGGUCAGCAGAUCUUUGCCCUGGAGAAGACAUUCGAGCAAACGAAAUAUCUGGCUGGACCAGAGCGUGCCAAGCUCGCGUAUGCGUUAGGAAUGUCCGAAUCGCAGGUUAAGGUUUGGUUUCAGAAUCGCCGCACCAAGUGGCGCAAGCGGCAUGCGGCGGAAAUGGCCACGGCCAAGAGGAAACAGGACGAUAUGGGUGGCGAUAACGAUGGAGACUGCAGCGAGACCAUGGACAGCGACAACGAGAGUCUCGACAUGGGGGAGACCCCGGCCCAGAGCAAGAGAUGUCGCAGCAACAGCUCCUCGCAGCAGCAGCAUCAGCAGGAUAAUUAUCGUCAUUAAAACGAAUUUACAAAUGGCAAUGGAAUGAAAUUAAAUGGAAUGGAAUAUACAAUACUUAAAAUAAAUUUCAAAUGCCAGCUAAUUAGCUAACAACCAAGCAAAAAGCAGCCACGAAAGCAGCAGCAGCCACUAGCGAACAAAUUUCCACAAUUGUUUGUCUUAAGUUUUAAGGUUUUGCCACUUUACCGUCUUCUGAAGACAUUCACAUCAUUUUCCUCUCACUAUAUCUCACUAAUUUCACCAAUUUGUUUAUUAGGUGUGUAAAUAUUUAUGUUAAUUUUAUAAAAAAUACUGAACAAGAAGCUUAAUUAACGUCUCUUAUUGGUAAGAAUUGCUAAGCCAGAAGAGAACAACUCACAAAAAAUUUAACUGAAUUUAUUACAUAUUGUAUGUUUAGUUUCUAAUCCAUAAAUUUAAUGUAUUGUAACCUCGUGCGUUAGAACAGACUUUAGUUCUUAAAUAUUAAAUCUACAAGUAUAUAUACACUAUUAACGAUUAACUAUGCUAACUGAGAUUGCGUAAACAAUAUUCAUAAUAUUGACGAUGAUACUGCGGAAGCGGAU
Drosophila obscura is the source of this 2955-nucleotide messenger RNA. It is a transcript of the gene HGTX, whose product is annotated as homeobox protein Nkx-6.1. Lineage: Eukaryota; Metazoa; Arthropoda; Insecta; Diptera; Drosophilidae. Gene Ontology annotation, cellular component: nucleus. Gene Ontology annotation, biological process: cell differentiation; regulation of transcription by RNA polymerase II. Gene Ontology annotation, molecular function: RNA polymerase II cis-regulatory region sequence-specific DNA binding; DNA-binding transcription factor activity, RNA polymerase II-specific. Bases 890 to 2392 code for a protein of 500 amino acids. The transcript has 4 exons. The record is from RefSeq and is a predicted model, not a curated record.